AUGAGAAACGCCAGGUGGAUCAGCUACAUUCAACAGCGCCGCAGACGCGGAUCAACGGCGAGUUCAGUUGAAAAUGACACAUCUUCUUUGCCAUGUAUCACCUAUAUUAACCACCUCAUUAGCAAACAUCUCAAUAACGAAUGCUACAGAGAUGAGAGGCUUCGACCAGUGAAAUAUUUGAAUGUACCACGACGAUCUGCAUUCAUUAACUCGCAGCUAUUGGUGCUCGUUGUAGUCAAAUGGGACGACUUCAGUAGCCGUGCGCAAUGGCGACACACCUACGCUAGCAGAGAAAAUCGAAUCAGGUAUGGUUAUGACGUCAUUUUCACUGUCGGCGCAGACAAGGACGUGGAUGUGCAGAGCAAAAUCGACGCUGAGAAUGAACUAGAAGGCGACAUUCUCCAAGCAGAUUUUGUUGACUCAUACAGAAAUCUCACUUUGAAGAUGCUUUCGGCUUUUCGUUACAUCGCAGUAGCGUUGGACACUGCCAGCAUUAUCAUGAAGAUUGAUGCCGAUGUUGGCUGGAGAAUUAAAAAUCUAACAGAAUAUCAACUGGCCAUCCUUUCUCCAUGCUUAUUGUUUCACAAAGUCACUAAAAAUUUCCUGAUGGGUUCCCUGUACGACGCUCUCACUACAAAUGGUAUGUGCCGCACGAAGAAUACUCACACCACACCUUCCCACCAUUUUGCCUUGAAUGUACAUCAGCAGAGAUUUUUGUGGCUAGAAGACGUCUUUAUCACCGGUAUCCUGGCUAACAAUAAUGAAGUAACAAUAAUCAACAUUGGUCAUGAUAAAUACUUCAGAGCCACAACAAGCAUGGAGAAUUUCGACAUAGCUUGGUUAUUUCAUAUUACACGACGUAAUUUGUCCGUCGUGGAGUUGUAUAGAGUGCUCAAUAACAUCUUUUGA
This is a messenger RNA of Cylicocyclus nassatus, 909 nucleotides long. NCBI's taxonomy places the organism in Eukaryota, Metazoa, Nematoda, Chromadorea, Rhabditida, Strongylidae. The record is from the annotation of a GenBank genome assembly.